Molecule: messenger RNA, 2274 nt
Organism: Colletotrichum godetiae
Lineage: Eukaryota; Fungi; Ascomycota; Sordariomycetes; Glomerellales; Glomerellaceae
Product: diaminopropionate ammonia-lyase
Exons: 1
Coding region: 1-2274 (757 amino acids)
Molecular function (GO): hydrolase activity
Source: RefSeq, a predicted model, not a curated record
AUGACGACCACACGCCGAAGCGUUUACAUCAACCACGAGGCGGGACCCAUCAACCCUACCUCCGAUGCAUCCCUCGCACAGGCAUUUCACCAGCAGCUGCCCGGCUUCGCCAGAACCCCUCUCGUUUCUCUCGAGGAUAUCGCCCAGGAACUAGGCGUGAAAGCCGUCUACAUAAAAGACGAGAGCAACAGACUAGGACUGCCAUCCUUCAAGAUCCUGGGCGCAUCAUGGGGAACGUUCCGCGCCGUCACGACUGAUCUACACUUGCCCGCCGACACGCCCCUCAACGACGUUGCAAAGGCUGCCCAAACGAGUCAACUCUCCCUCUACGCAGCUACGGAGGGCAAUCACGGUAGAGCCGUUGCGGCCAUGGCCAAGAUUCUAGGCAUCCCUGCGCACAUCUACGUUCCCAGCAGCGUCGACAGUGAGGCAGUCACCAACAUUGCCUCCGAGGGCGCCAAAGUCAUCGUGAGCAACUCCCACUAUGACGACGCUGUCAUGGAAGCGUGGCAAGCGUCAAAGUCGGUAAAGGGCGGGCUUCUGAUUCAAGAUAAUGCGUUCGCGGGGUACGAGCAGAUUCCUGCCUGGAUCGUCGAGGGCUACUCCACCCUCGUUCGCGAGGCCGAGCAACAGGUGGCCGACCACGGGCUGAAGCCGAGUUUGAUGGUGACCCCAGUCGGCGUUGGAUCUCUGGCGCAUGCCGUCGUCUCUCACUGCAAGUCUGAUGGACGAGGUUGCGCAGUCCUUUCAGUCGAGCCCGAUACCGCUCCGUGUCUUUGGACGAGUCUGAAAGGGGGCAAACCAGUGACGGUUCAUACCUCGAGAACCAUCAUGGAAGGGCUCAACUGCGGUACUGUCUCUCUGACUGCGUUUGAUGAUCUUCGUGUAGGCAUUGAUGCCAGCGCUACAGUCUCGGAUUUCGAAGCCCAUAAAGCCGUGAAGUAUCUCCAGACGAAGGGAGUCAAGAGCGGGCCGUGUGGUGGUGCCACCGUCGCAGCGCUCCGCCGGCUUGCCCAAGUAAACCCGCGGCCAGCCUGUCUUUCCAAAGACGCCGUCGUGGUGUUACUAAACACAGAGGGCCCACGGAACUACAAGAUCCCCUUGGAUGUGUCCACCGAUGACCCCGUUACGCUGACACAGAUCCUCACGUCCAUCGAUUCUUCCAACCCCGACCUGUCCAAGGCUUCAGGUGUCGGGGAAGGCGAGAUUGCCCACUACAUUUCCGCAUGGCUGCAACAUCGCAACUUCGAAGCGCACUGGUUGGAAGAGACGCAAGGCCGACCUUCCGUAGUCGGUGUGCUCCGCGGGACAGGAGAGGGAAAGUCCAUCAUGCUCAACGGUCAUGUUGACACCGUCAGUCUUUCAAGUUACUCGCCAGACCUGGACCCUUUGAGCGGAGAACUCAAGGAGGACGAAGGAGGACGGAUCUAUGGUCGUGGAAGCGCGGACAUGAAGGCCGGGUUGGCAGCUGCCAUGGCGGCAAUGGCUCGAUGCAGCUCUACAUCACGCCCUUCUCUCCGGGGCGAUGUCAUCCUCGCCGCUGUCGCCGACGAGGAGAACUUCUCCAUAGGCACAGAAGAGGUCAUCAGGGCUGGAUGGAGAGCCGAUGCCGCCAUCAUACCAGAACCAACCAACCAGGAGAUGGCGAUCUCUCAUAAAGGAUUUAUCUGGAUUGAAAUUGAUAUCCUCGGCGUUGCGGCCCAUGGAUCUAGGCCCGAGGAUGGCGUGGAUGCCAUCUUGCUCGCUGGUGCUGUGCAGACGGCACUUCUGGAGUACUCAAAGGCACUACCUUCCGAUCCUCUGCUGGGAAAGGCAUCUUUGCAUGCAGGCCUCAUUCAGGGCGGCGUGGAACCUUCCAGCUAUCCGGAGCGCUGCACUUUGACCAUUGAGUUUCGAACCAUUCCGGCACAAACUACGCAGAGUAUUCUUGAAGACGUCGGGAGCAUCUUAACCAGUAUCGCCAAGUCCAACCCGGAUUUCAAGUAUGCUGCUCCACGAAUGACCUUUUCGCAGCCUCCGCUUGGGCAGAGCCCGGACGGUGAGUUUAUCAAGACCUUCAUCUCUGCUGCCUCGAAGUGUCUGGAUGAAGAGCAAAAGCCUGUUGCGUGUUCUUUCUGGUGCGACGCUGCGUUGUUGAACGAGAUCGGUAUCCCAUCGGUUGUGUAUGGCCCCAGGAGUUUUGGGAUCCACGGCAAGGAGGAAUGGGUGAGCGUACCGAGCAUUCGGGAGUUGGCAUCGGUAAUAGAGACCGUGAUUCAAGACUUUUGCGCUUAG